This is a messenger RNA of Rasamsonia emersonii CBS 393.64, 1086 nucleotides long. Its product is annotated as SAGA-like transcriptional regulatory complex subunit Spt3. Gene Ontology annotation, molecular function: transcription coregulator activity; protein heterodimerization activity. The transcript is spliced from 3 exons. The record is from RefSeq and is a predicted model, not a curated record. Gene Ontology annotation, biological process: transcription by RNA polymerase II. Bases 1 to 1086 code for a protein of 361 amino acids. Gene Ontology annotation, cellular component: SAGA complex. NCBI's taxonomy places the organism in Eukaryota, Fungi, Ascomycota, Eurotiomycetes, Eurotiales, Trichocomaceae.
AUGACUUCCACUCAUGCACAUCCCAACGAGCCGGGAUCUUCGUUUCAACUUGAGAACAGGAUGGAGAUACAGUCCAUAUCAGGCCAGGCCCCGGAAGACACCGAAACAAUGGACGAGUUUAGAGCUAGACUGAUUAACGCCAUUGACCAGAUGAUGUUCGUCUCUGGAGAGACAGCCGAACCGUCUGCAGAAACGACUACUCUGAUCGAGGAGAUUGUGCGCCAGCAGGUUAUUGAAAUGCUCACUCGCAGCACUGCUUUGGCUACCCGUCGUGGUAACCGUUCAAUCUCAACCGACGAUCUGAUUUUCCUCAUUCGCCACGACAAAGCGAAAGUUUCUCGUCUUCGAACUUUCCUGUCCUGGAAAGACGUUCGCAAGAAUGUCAAAGACUCUGACGACAAAGCUGGGGCUGAUGCUGCUGAUUUUGCCGCAGCUGAUGAUCCGUUGGCUGGCGCUGGCGUCGCCGGACCGCAGGACGUUGCCGCGAAACCCAAGAAUAAGAGGGCGAAAGUUGGUUUGCCUUGGGAUGUCAACAGCUUUUACUCUGUCCAGGUACCCGAGAGGGAAGAUGAGGAAGACGAGGAGGAAGAGGAGCAGAAUUAUGCCACCCUCCAGCGUCUCGCGACAGCUGAUGAACGAACCAAGAACAUGACCAAGGAAGAAUACGUGUUCUGGUCCGACUGCCGUCAGGCUUCUUUCACUUUCCGCAAGGGCAAGCGGUUUCGCGAGUGGGCUGGAUUUGGUGUCGUGACUGAGUCGAAGCCCAACGAUGAUAUCGUCGACAUUCUCGGCUUCCUUACCUUCGAGAUUGUCCAGACGCUCACCGAAGAGGCUCUGAAGGUCAAGGAUCGCGAGGAUCGUGAAAAGAAGAGCCGUGGAGGCGGUGACAGUGGAAACGGGGAAAACCCCAAGAAGCGCAAGCGCGAGACCGGCCUGUUUGAUCCUCCUGAGGAGGGCAGGACUCCGAUUGAGCCGAGGCACAUUCGCGAGGCGUACCGCAAACUGCAGUCGACUCCGCAGAAAGCGAUCGCGAUGCUCCUUCACGAUGGACGCGUUCCUCCCCGUUUCCCUCUCAGACUGAUCUAA